AUGGCGAUCAUUGUGUUUCUGAACCAAGUUCGUGCCGGAACGCCGGAAACGGACCGCCUCAUCACAUACCAACCAUCAGCGGACCGCUCUCUUGAAAUCACAAGCUGCAUAGACAUGGUUGUGGCAGUCAAGGGUCGCUACACAGGUGAGUCUUCAGGCACGGCUACGAGCAGUAGAUUCGACAAGUUCAUGGCUCACCUCUCCUUUGGGAAGAGCGAAAAAGUCCCUCUGCAAGGGUUCGAGAGCUAUCAGGGCUCGCUAGAGUCCCUCGCGAUCAUGGUCGAGAAGGCCAAAGCAAAAGGGCUUGGGGAAUUGCACACGUGGAUUACCGUCGUUGACCCCACACCCCUGGAGGAGGAUUUCAUUUACAGUCCUGACAGGUAUAAGCAUCUCAUGGAAUUAACCAAGCAGGUGGAGGGCCUGAUUGACCGCUUGGGAGGGUCAUAUGUGAUUAUCUCUCACCCGGCUGGGCUGUUGAAAGUCGAGCUUCGGGCUGAUGAGGAGUUCUCUUCGUUUGAUGGGCUGAACACUGAUCAAGAUGGCUCCGAUGGCCUACCACUCACCACUGACCAGAGCUUGACCUUCAACGUUCUUAUCAUCAGCGCCAUCGCACUUGCCAGCGGCACCGCAGCCGGCAACACACGCAGGAUGACCAACUUUCCAAUCCGGCAGAAUGGCUUCUCGGACUUCUGCCAGGUGUACAGCCUCGACCAGAAGGGCAGCGAGCUCCAGGUGUCGGGCGAGUGCUCGCCCGAGCCCAAUGGCGCCCGGAACAUGGGCGCCGCCCUGUUCACGUCCCACAUCAAUAUCAACAAGUGCCUGGCCAAUGUCGACGGCAACUUGGUCCCGUCUCAGGCCGGCGGCGCACUGGGCAGUUGCCAGUGUGAUGUGGGCUUCACGCUCUGCCCUACCUGCAAUGGCACGAGCCUGCAGUGCGUGUGCACGGACGUGUCCGGCUCGGGCAAGAAGACCACCCUGACGGAUAUGAACACAUUCCUAGGCAUCGGGUUGGAUGGUGAGGGCCGCGUGGUGCUGUACUGCAAUGGGGUCUAUGGAGAGUGGAACCAGUGCACCAAGAACGGGGCGAAGACGGACUGCCCACCGAUCGGGAAGUAG
Molecule: messenger RNA, 1116 nt
Organism: Diaporthe citri
Lineage: Eukaryota; Fungi; Ascomycota; Sordariomycetes; Diaporthales; Diaporthaceae
Exons: 4
Coding region: 1-1116 (371 amino acids)
Source: RefSeq, a predicted model, not a curated record